This is a messenger RNA of Recurvomyces mirabilis, 4026 nucleotides long. RefSeq lists its product as uncharacterized. The transcript is spliced from 2 exons. Lineage: Eukaryota; Fungi; Ascomycota; Dothideomycetes; Mycosphaerellales; Teratosphaeriaceae. Gene Ontology annotation, molecular function: tubulin binding; phospholipid binding. The record is from RefSeq and is a predicted model, not a curated record. Gene Ontology annotation, biological process: maintenance of protein location in cell cortex; microtubule cytoskeleton organization. Gene Ontology annotation, cellular component: cell cortex; mitochondrion. The coding region runs from base 1 to 4026 and encodes 1341 amino acids.
AUGGCAGAUUAUUUCAGCGAGUAUUCGACCUUCGUCGGGAGUAGAGGACUCCCAUCCCCAGCCGACACUCCUUAUGAAACGCCGGCAUUCAUACGAUCAAAGCGGUCGUCUCGCGCGACGGCUGCAUCUUCGAGAGAGCAGUCUACAUCACCGCCACCACUUCCUCCAGAUGCUGUCGACUACACAGACAAGAAUCGGGAGGGUAGAUACUCUGCACUGGACCCGCGACGAUUCACUCCGACGUUACACGCCUCAUUGGUGUCUGAAAUCCUCAACCUGCGCAGAGAGCUUGACUCCAAGAACACAUUGGUGGAGAACCUAGAGACCAAUCUAGCAGGGACCAGGAACGACAAUGAAGCUCUUACCGAGCGCGUUGCGCAGCACCAGAAGGAGGUACGAAAAGCCAAGCAACAGUUACAACAAAUGGAGUCAGGAACGUACGAUGCGGUGGAGGAAAUGGGCAGAGAGCGAGAUCUUGCAAGGCAAGCUGCAGAAGACCUGAAGGGUAAGCUGGAAGUGGUGACGAAGAAGCAUCGGCGGCAGGAUGAAGAUGCUGCGCGUUCGCAAGGUCUAUGGGAGCAAGAGAAGGAGAGCUGGGACAACGAGCGCCGUCAGCUUGAGAGACGAGUCCAUGUGACAGAGAACAGGCUGCGUGUGGUUGUGGACGAGAUGUCUACAACUAUAUCGGAUCCUCCUGCCAUGUCAGUCGACGAAGUCGACGAGAGCAUGUUCAAGGACAGUGGGUUUGGCAAUGAGAGUGAUACUGCAAGCAUACAAUCAGCGACACCAGUCAAACAUAGGCGUAACAUGAGCAGCAUCAGUUUUCGUGACAGGAGUUUACGAAAUUCAGCGUCAACCCGUGCCUCAGCUGGCACGCCGGACUUGCAAGCGAAGCAGCAUGGUCACACCUUAGCGGACGAGCUGGACAUCGAUGAAGAGGACGAGUACGACCUUGACGAAUUUGAGCAUGCAGACGACGAGCUCGAAUAUCCUGAGCCGAAGCGUGUAACGCGCUCUGGAGCCGAGAUCGAGUCCAAGGCGAAGCGGAUACUAGGUCUUGAUACUGAGCUGCCUGAUUCUAUGAAUGUGGAGUCGCCUCGGAAGGAUACUUUUAACAGAGUUGCGGAAUCUGCGACCAUCUUGCGCCAAUCUCAAGUAGCCGAGCCAUUAUACCCGUUGACUGAUGGACUUGAGAGCAGGCCGCGCGCCAUUUAUGUGGACACUGGGUACCAGCCAUCUCCGCCGCCUUCGCCGCAGCACAGUACACCUACGCCAGCCCAACAACCAAUUCCAUCAAUCCUGGAGCCAAGCUCGACCGUGGAGGCUGGUGUACAGACUGAAUUUCGUUCACUCACGGAGAAGCAUGCCCUGGUAGUCAACCCACCAAUCUCAGCUUCACCUAUCAGCCCCCCUGAGACGCCAGUCAUAGCUCAGUUAACCUGGCCAGAGACUCGAAAGGCAAUACCAGCAGCAAGCUACGCCACAGCGGCGACGCAGACCGACGUCCCUGUGCACGACCGGCCAGUCACACCAGACCUGAAGCGAAGCAGCCUCAGCCCUCCCGAUUUUGUGCCGUCCAUUGCAAUCCAUCCGCCAACCUCCAGGCCGAGCUCUCCAAGAAGAUAUGUCCUACCUCCUGGUACCAAAAAUGCCUCGGCACAGACAAAUCUGCCAUGGCCUGGUCGCGACGCCUCUGUCCAGACAGAGCCAAUUCGAGUCGAUAAGCGUGUUCGUCUUCUCCCUGCAAGCUUACAACCAUCUAACAUCAACACCAGCAAUAGCGGACUCCUACCCUCGCCCACCUUCCCAGAGAUCCCCAGACCUGCCAAGCAGCGAACGGCAAAUGGAGGCACUGCUAUCAUCUUCACAAAGUCGGCUCUGGAGUCUUGCAUACCUUCGCCCCCACUGCAGUCCCCCAUCGAGUCCAGCCCAGAGAUGCCAAGGAACCAGAGCUCGAAGAGUCUACGAGAUUUACCUUUGCGAGCUAUCCCACUUGGCAGACCUGUGUUGGCACCUCCACAUUCACAGCUCGGUGCUGUCGCUGAUGGACCUUUGAACCGGUCAUCUCAAUAUGGUGUCACACGACCCUUGCAGACGAGCAGCCACCUCGCCAGCAUUGACAGAGAUUCCGACGAUAGCGAAGACGAUGGUGCUGUCAGCGACCUGGAUGCAAGUGACAUUACUGGGUCGAUGCCUGUAAUCAGCCGAGCACCACCUGGACGCUUUGGUCUCUCGAAUCCACCAAAGGUGGUACCUGAGGAUAAGGAAGUAUCGCCAGACAGAAGACCAGGCACCGCAGGCUCGUAUGGUGCGGCACCAGCGCCAUCCGUGGCUAGCAGUCGUGCCAAUUCGAAUGCCGCUGGGAAACGAACAGUUCACAAAUUCAAUCACCAACGCGAUUACCGCUCGCGCAGUCCCAGCUUUGGCAGCGCCAUUUCGAGCACGUAUUCCACUCAAUCUAUCGCGCCACCAUAUCCCAUACCGAGGAGAUCGAGCUCGCGAGUCGUGGGACAUGCUGCAAGUGAAGGCUCACAAAGUCCAACGCCACAUCAUGUCCAAAGCGAUGUCUUUGGUCGUGGCGGUCUUCGAUCUUCUCGAGGGUAUCACACGCGCCAAACCAGCUUGCGUAAAGUGCAAUCGGCGGCAGCGAUUAAAGGCGGCAGACAGUCCCCGCCAAAGAGCCGCUUCAAGCGCUCGCCAGAUUUGACACCAAUUCAGUCUAUGGCAUUCGACACGCCAGCGCCAACGAGGUUUCCGAUACCAGAAUUGCCUACGCCACUUCAGGAACAGAGAGGCUUUCACCUCCCCAAAGGCUCCACUGACACCACAAGACGUCCUGAUACAGCUACGUCGAAUGGGCGGAUGUCGGAAGAGACCGAUCUCGUAGACGCUAUCGCUGGAACGAUGGUUGGCGAGUGGAUGUGGAAGUACAUUAGAAAGCGGAAGUCUUUCGGCUUGGCUGAGGAGACCAACGACUUCCCACACGAGAGCAUUAACGGCGCGGUCAGUAUUACCAACCACGGAACACGCCACAAGCGCUGGGUCUGGCUGUCGCCGUAUGAACGCACUGUUAUGUGGGACAGCAAGCAGCCAACGUCUGGCGGGGCAUUGUUGGGCAAAAAAGGGCGCAAAUUGGCCAUCCAAUCUGUGCUAGACGUCCAGGACAACACACCACUGCCCAAGGGUGCCGAACUGACUUCUGCCUUUAAUCGCUCUAUCCUUGUACUGACACCCCAGAGAGCCUUGAAGUUCACGGCCACUACUCGCGCGAGGCACGAGCUAUGGAUGACAGCUCUAUCCUUCCUCGCCCAAUCAGGUCGCUUACCUGGCCAGAUCCCGGCAGCUCCUUCAUCUGUAGCGCCACAGCCACCUCUGCCUUCUUUCGAGCCAAUAGCAACGAAGCAGCAACAGGCUCCAGCAUUCGGCCGUGCCAAAGUACGAGAUUCGGUACGACUUGCAAAGGGCAAGCGUCCUGUCUUGUCUCAUUCGGCAACACAUCCAGCUAUCGCGAAUUCGAACCCUGUUGAUGAACAGCCCGUUGAUGAUGGCGCCGACUUCCCUGCCGUGCCUCGUCUAUACGUUGGCACGAUAAAACAUCAGCGGAAGCGCAGCAACACGAGCCCGAGGCUACCACCGCCACUCCACAACCUGCGAAGCGUCUCCUCCAGCGCCAUCGCAUCCUCCAGCAAUUCAUCACGGCUCCAUCCGUCGAUGACCACGGGCUCGUCGGGUCGUCACGAUAUGCGCAGCUCCUCGUCUCGAAGUGGUAGCCAGCACGGCUCAGGCGCCAGCCCGACCUCACCGAACUUCUUCGAGGCCGUCGGUACAGUCCGCAUGGAAGCCUUCGUCGACCCGAGUGUGCGCGAUGGAGUACUGUAUGUGCCAGCGCCGCCUCCCGCCACUUCCACACCCCACGGGUCACGCAGGAAAAGGGGUGAUAGUCAUCUCAGCGUGUCUACUUUCGAAAAGCGUCGAGCAGGACUUGUGUUCGACGAGCAUGGGUUGGAUCCGUUCAAGGGCUUCUGA